GCUGCGUGCGAAGGAGAGAGAGGAAAAACGGCUCUCAGCAAAGCAACAAGAACGAAGAGCAAUGGCGACACUGGAUCGCCAAAUACCAAGUCCGGAUACGUUCCUGUGCGAGCCUUGGUCUUCCUUCGUCAGUGCGGCUAAAUUACGUUUUGUUGACAACACGUCCGUGGAUAACAGCGACGGGGAGCUCUGCUGCCUCGGUGAAGCCGUGAAGCUCAGCAAACAAGAGAUGCUUGUCUACAGCCAGUUUCCUGCACUGGAGGAUUUUUGUCUUGUUGUCUGCCAUGUCUGCAGUAAGGUGGUCACUCCUCGGGGCAUCCUCACACACUAUGAGAAGCGACACAGCUCCCCAGUCCCCUCCAGGAGCCCCUUGGUUCCCAUGAAGCCCAAAGCUCCUGCAGUGGCCCCUGCUGUGGCUCCCAGUCCUGGGGACACGCUGGCAUUCAGAGUCCCUAAAGAUUAUCCACACUCCCGCUUCAGCAAGGCACCACUUGCUGUUUACCCACCGAAGGGUGCACGGAACAAGACAUGCGUGUCGCUACCAGUCGUGAGUCUGGAGAAGAUGCCCUGCCUCAGCCGGCCCGACUCUGCGUCGCACGUCCGCCUCGCCUCCUCCUCCACUUCCCCACUCAAAUCCCUCACUCCCCCGGCCUCCCAACGUUCGGGCGAGAAACUCACCAACGGUCGCGGCACAAGCGGGCCGUCCACGCCGCGCUCCACCACGUCUCCGUCUUCUCUGGACAGGCGACCCAGUCCGGCGCGCUCUCCACUGGACAGACGGGCGGCAUCGACACCAUCUCCCUCCCCGUUGGAUCGGAAGCCCUCCCUGUCGCCUUCACCUUCUCACCGAUCUGUCACUCUGCCGUCGUUGUCGUCAUUAUCACCGUUGGACAAGAAGCAGCAGAAUGGGACUAAGACUCCCUCCAGGUCGCAUAAAAGACUCUCAGGGAGGGUGUUUGAUCCAAACAAGCACUGCGGUGUGCAGGACCCCGAAACUAAAAGGCCCUGCACGAGGUCUCUCACCUGCAAGACUCACUCCUUAACCCACCGGCGAGCCGUGCCCGGCCGAAGGAAACAUUUCGACAUCCUCCUGGCCGAGCACAAGGGGCGGGCGAAGGAGAAGGAGGGACCCAAGGAGAAGGAGAAGGACAAGGACAAGGACGGAGCGCAGGGAGGGAAGGAAAGCGCCAACCAGAGUAUCGCAUCACAGGAGGCCGCAUGUCCCGGCAAGUCUCACUGCCCGAACGGACGACCGCUCUCCACGCUGAAGCUGCGCCUGGCGAACGCACACAUACCGAGGGUUCCAGGCGGCUCCUCCACCUCCGCUCCUCUGCUCCCGGCAGCUCCUCCCGCCACGGCCCCGAACCCAGAGCCGUCUCCCCACAGCUGGGUGACGACAGUGGGAGACGGCAGUCGCCUUUCCAGUGACGAGGGAGACGCAGAGACUCCAGAGGACGCCGACAGACCUGCCUUUCACUGCUCCAGUCAUCACCCACAGCCUUUAGGGUUUUGCGUAUUCAGCAGCAGACUCAUGGGACGGGGCCACUAUGUGUUCGACAGGCGAUGGGACAGGAUGAGGCUGGCGCUGCAGAACAUGGUGGAGAAACACCUUAACGCACAGAUGUGGAGGAAGGUGCCUCUGGCUGCUGAGAGCCUUCCCUCCCUCUCCCCGUCUGGUUCCUCCUCCUCCUCCAUCACUUCACAGCAGACUCCCUCUCCCACCUCCGUCAACUCCUCCCUCCUCGCCUCCGCCUCUAACUCCCUCUCCUACACCGCCACGUUCCCUCAGUCUGCGUCCACGGCCGGCAUGUUCAGCAUCAGAGACUCCACACAGGUUUUCUCACCGGGAAAAGCCCGUAACGGCUCGCAUAAAGCCAGUCGCCCAUCCAAAGACACGGAGGACCCCGCAGUGGGACCUAAAAAGAGAAAAAACUCUUCCUACUCUUCGUCCUCCUUUUCGUCUACUUCCUUGUUUCCGACCGUGGAUAACCACAAAAGGAACGGCAGCAGCUUUCAUUCAACGUUACAAGGCUCGGCGGGGGCAACUGCCUCCCCAGCCAGGAAAAAGGGACUCAGCCGCGGGGAUGGUGGGCUUUGGAGCGGCUCGGAGGACUGGCUGUCCAGAGCCGAUGGGUCUCAGAGUCACAACUCACAAAACAGUCGCGAACUAGCCACCACCAGUAUACCCUACUCACCCAGCAGGGAAGUGGCCUCAGCGCCCCAUCAGCCAAUGGCUCCCCCCUCAGGACCCUUAGCUUAUGGCGGAGGAGCAGAGGGGAGGAAGAGGAGGAGUCCCAGCUCUUACAGAGGGAAGGCCAGUAAGCUGAGCAGGCCAGGAAGGUUAGAGAGCCUUUUCGGGAAAGGAAAUGACAGCGGAGGGAUACUGGCUUCGGGACCUGAGUCCCCAAGACAGGCCAAGUUGCAUCACUGACAGAAACCUGUUCCACGGACAGAAUGUUGGGCAGCUGUGCAGGCCACCACCGCAUGUGACCUUCGACCUCACCACUCUUCCAACGACGGCGCCAAUCUGACUCCUUCAUCUCGCCCUCGUUUAUCCGAUGACAGUUCAGUUCACCGGCUGUGACGUCAGCAGGGGGGUGGGGGUCUCUGAAGUCUUUGCACCCGGCAGUAACUUCCCUGUCCCUCGUUAUGGAUCGUUUUGUUGGAAAGCUGCUCUGCAUCACUGUGGUCUUUAUGGAACAACAUUUUA
This is a messenger RNA of Stegastes partitus (bicolor damselfish), 2710 nucleotides long. It is a transcript of the gene atxn7l1, whose product is annotated as ataxin 7-like 1. The record is from RefSeq and is a predicted model, not a curated record. The transcript is spliced from 12 exons. Lineage: Eukaryota; Metazoa; Chordata; Actinopteri; Pomacentridae. The coding region runs from base 62 to 2431 and encodes 789 amino acids.